Messenger RNA from Colletotrichum fioriniae, 2355 nucleotides. Lineage: Eukaryota; Fungi; Ascomycota; Sordariomycetes; Glomerellales; Glomerellaceae. The record is from RefSeq and is a predicted model, not a curated record.
AUGUCUUCUACAGAUCCCACAGAUCACUCCUCCGGCCUCUCUGGCGACCCCCAAAAUGAUACUGCCGCCGCUCCGGUGACGAGCGCCGAGACCGCGGGGUCCAAGGCUGAAACGGAGCUCCUCAAGCUUGACAACCAUGUCGAAGACGAACAGCCCGUGCUGUCAGCGAAAGCAGCAGGUAAAAAACAAGCGACCGACGAUCUGAUCGACUUUGGCGAAGACGUCCCGGUCACGACGACCACCAAGGAAGAUGACACAAACGUGGGCGAUAAAUCUUCGAAGAAUCCGCCCAAGACUGUGUCCAAACCUGCUCCAGUGACCAUUCCGGAACCGAUGACUUCGUCGAUAGCGACUUUGAAGCCCACGAGCCCUCUCCCUGCCGAGACUGCCACACAGUUUCUUGCUAUCGAGUCCACGACAUAUGUCGACCCAACACCCCCAACUCCGCGGACAUCCCAGCCUCCCUCUCGAACCCCCUCAAAUGCCAAACGCCGGCCUACCUCUGCAUCCCCUACACGAUCUGAUGCUGGCUAUGACGAGCGCAGAUAUGCGAGCGAAGAUGAGCAAGAGAAUGGUUCGCGGUCCGAAAUCCAGAGUAUCAUGGAGCAGUUCACUGGCGACGGUGGGGGUCCUGGAGCGGAAGAAGUCAUGAGCCCAAGGCUGGAGAUUGCUUCACCUAUGUUAGGUAGCCCAGGCAUACAGCACCCACCCCGGAAGUCCAGCCUCGAGCCACUGGUACCGUCACUAUCUCACCAGGUGCAGGAGCUCCAAGGCCUCAGGAUACAAUCGGCCUCCCCAGCUAGCAUGUUCUCCAAAGAAAGAGCACCCGACGACCAAGGCCCGCCAGUGCCUCCAAAAGACGGGCCACCGGCGACACCAGCGCGGUCCCACGAUGAUCGGCAGAUGAGCAUCGACUCUCAGAUGUCUCCUGGCAUGCCCGUACAUCGGCCGCCACCCCCUGAACCCGAGCCAGAGCCGGCGCUGCCAUUCGACUUCCAUCGAUUCCUAGAACAACUACGAAAUAAGAAGGCGGACCCAGUCGCCAGAUACCUCAAGUCAUUUCUGUCAGAGUUUGGAAAGCGGCAGUGGAUGGUACACGAGCAAGUCAAAAUCAUUAGCGACUUCCUCGCCUUCAUUGCCAACAAGAUGGCGCAGUGUGAAGUGUGGCGAGACGUCUCCGACGCAGAGUUCGACAAUGCUCGUGAAGGAAUGGAGAAGCUGGUCAUGAACAGGCUCUACACACAAACGUUUUCACCGGCGAUCCCUCCCCCACAGCCUAUACCUGGAGCGAAGCCGAAAAGACGAGGCGGGGAGCGACCGAUGGGGCCUGGCCGGCGUGGCCAACACCAAGAGGACGUGGAACGAGACGAUAUCUUGACACAGAAGAUCAAUAUUUAUGCGUGGCUUCGGGAGGAGCACCUUGACAUACCGCCAGCCGGUGAUAGUGGCAAGCGAUUUCUGAAGCUCGCCCAGCAAGUCAUCUUCGGCCUGCUCAAACACUCAAAGUCGGACUCUUCAGCCGACUCGUUCAUGCCCCUCCUCAUCUAUGUUGUCCUUCAAGCCAACCCAGAACAUUUGGUGUCAAACGUUCAGUACAUAUUACGGUUCCGAAACCAGGAGAAGCUGGGUGGUGAAGCCGGAUACUACCUUUCAUCGCUGAUGGGUGCAAUUCAGUUUAUCGAGAAUAUGGACAGGACAACCUUAACCAUUACCGACGAAGAGUUUGAAACAAACGUCGAAGCAGCGGUAUCUGCGAUCGCCGAAAAACACCGCCUUGACUCGCCCGCUGUUGCUCAGGAACCCGUCUUCUCAGAGAAGUCAUCAACCGGGUACCAGACCGGAGAAUCUUCGACAAGGCCUUCCCUAGACAUCAUGGGAGAGUCGUCCACACCCCGUCGGUCGACGUCAUCAAACGAAGGCGGAAAAGAUUCAGACGACCAAGCUCCCAUUACGGGACUUCUCCGUUCUAUUCAGAAGCCUCUCAGCACAAUUGGCCGCAUGUUUUCGGAUGAGCCGUCUCCUGCGCCGCCUGUGCCUAGUAACGCAUCAAGACCGACGUCGAGGCCGCGAGAAUCCUCCGAGCGACUAUCCCCUAGACCAAGCGCCGAAAUAUCACCCGAUGGGCGGCCGCCGUCUUCCCGCCACCACUUGUCAGCGGAAGAAGCUGCAGCGAGGCAGGCAAGCGCUGAAGUUGCUGAAGCUCAGCGUUUGAGCAGGGUAGAGCACAAUAACGUUGUCGAGACCCUGCAAGGGAUGUUCCCCGAUCUUGACAGGGAGAUUAUUUCGGACGUGGUACACCAGAAACAGGGCAGAGUCGGGCAAGCUGUCGAUGCCUGCUUGGCCCUGUCUACUUGA